UUUAGUUUUACCCACAAAAGACGAACGUUGUGUCCCGGUUGCACUGCCCGUCCGCAUACCACACCCACUACCCUUCCCACUAUAGGUCCCCUUCGUGCAGGCUCGCAGGGUCCAAGGAAGAACUACAUGUACCUACCUACCUCUACAUGAUUAGUCCUCUCGAUCGCACAUCUUCUACUCUUCUACAAUCCACCCUCCCGCAUGUGAGAAUAAAAGACAUACUACCACUGUAGCAUAUCGGCAAUAUCGGGCAGAUCGACAACAUGGCUAUCAUCAAGAAUCCAUUCCGCAAGCAGGACGAAAAUGUGCGGCCGGCCCCCACGCCGCUGGCCAACGACAAGCCCACGAGUAGCAGCAGCAGCACCAAGCAAUUCGAUGUGGACACCAAGAAACCCGUCGAGUACAAAUUAAGUGAGAUCAACGACUCCGGCGUGUUCAUGCCCCCGUCGCCGACCGAGAAAAAGUCGUUCUGGGGUGGAACGACAGCGUCGAGAUCGACGACGUCAUCGUCGCUGCACAAAUGCGCCUUCAACGAGAAUGAGCAAUUUAACAUCUCUCGGGAAUCAUUCGACUCGUAUCGCAGAUCAUUCGAUAUCUCGGCAAGAUCACCCGUCAUACAGGCGGAAAGUAGGCCGCGCGCAUCGCUCGAUAGCAGGACCUUUCUCCCACCACCGCGCAUGUCCAACUCAUUCCACCGACCAUUGCAAGUCCCGCAGACACAGGAGGAGGAUAAAUUUGAGGACGUGGACAUCGACGACCCCAAGCCGCAGCCUCAAAAGAAGCGCGGGAUAUUUGCGCGCAUGGUGGACGGUGUAGGGGACCAUUCCAACAGGCCCAACGGUAGCUUCGAGAACCCUCCCAGGAGCGGCGCAUGGCAUACUCUCACAGGUAGGAAGAGGGGAGAUAGCGGACGGGGCGCAGAGCUGGGAGCUAUGCCAAAGGCAACGGAGGUAGCCCGACGAGAGCAGACGCCAGAGCCAGAAAAGCAAGUGCCGGCGCCGCAAAUGCCGCAACAAAGCGAAGCGUCAGUGGCAGCGAGCACUCAAGCACCAGAGAUCAAGGUGGAUUCUUGAGCAGCAAGUUUUCCGAAGCGCGAGUGGAUAUGUGACAUGACAUGGCAUGGGCUUGGUUUUGGAUGCAAGGCAAUGGAGUUCAGAGGGUGGAGGGUAAGGUACAUGUAGUUAGUUCUACGAGGCAGGACAGCGUCUGGGCGGGGGCCGCAUGAACGCUUUGCGGCUUUGACGACAAUAGCGGCAUAAACACGGGUACCAGCCGGGAAGAGACAGAUAUUGUCACCAUAAGGUAGCUGAGGUUGUUCAGAGCAUAAUUAAUUAAGUAUACGAAGUAAUGAAGCAUGC
This is a messenger RNA of Sphaerulina musiva SO2202, 1358 nucleotides long. RefSeq lists its product as uncharacterized. NCBI's taxonomy places the organism in Eukaryota, Fungi, Ascomycota, Dothideomycetes, Mycosphaerellales, Mycosphaerellaceae. The coding region runs from base 264 to 1073 and encodes 269 amino acids. The record is from RefSeq and is a predicted model, not a curated record. The transcript is spliced from 3 exons.